UCUAGAACACCCAUAAAAAGCAUCAGCAAGGGUCUUCUCUCUCCUCAUCGAAGAGGUCUUCCUGUGUGCGGCUCAUCCAACAUGUCCAUGAUCAGAUCAUUGGCUUCCUUCUACCGUCGUAAGGUUUAUCUCCUUGGUCAGCAUGGACCUCGUUCUCACGGCAUCAUCGUGCGGCAUACCCAAGGCCUGGCUACGCUGAAUCGAGAGAGACGUAAUCAUUGCACAAAGAUGUAUGUACACAGUGAAUCGAGCACUGACGCUGAUGUCAGACAACCAUCUUCGCACAGGCCUCCACCUCGAUCCCCCCUCUCGACUUGGGCAAGAUGGGUUCUCGGGUCUAUGCUAACUCUGAUACUACCAUUCUGGGAAAAGAAAUGGAGGACCUUAUUGAGAAUAGAAGGUGAGGUGGAGAUGGUCACAGACGCAGUGGAAGAAGUGUUCGAGGUGGUGGAGAAGGUGGCAAUUGUUGUGGAGAAGGUCUCAUCGGAGGUGGCAGAGAGGCUUCCUGAGGAGGGGAAGUUAAAAGAUGCAGUGUUAUCAGUCGAGCAUGUAUCGCGAGAAGCUGCAGAAGAUGCUCACCUUGCAAAGGACAUCAUUCAUAAGUUGGAUGAAGUGAAACAGGAGGUGGAGUUGCUCUUGGAGUCCGUCGUCGACGCAGGGAAGAAGGUAGAUGGAAAGAAAUAGAUGUGAGGUAGAGGAAUACUGCAAGAACGAAAAGGUGGCUCUUAUGGAGGAAAUUGAAUAUUAAAUAUUUAAUAUUUUAUGGAGGAAAUUGAAAUUGUCUAAUUGGAAUCCAAAAGCAUUUUGGAUCACUUAUUCAAUAUUUUUUUCCAAAUUAUAA
Musa acuminata AAA Group (dessert banana) is the source of this 841-nucleotide messenger RNA. RefSeq lists its product as uncharacterized. NCBI's taxonomy places the organism in Eukaryota, Viridiplantae, Streptophyta, Magnoliopsida, Zingiberales, Musaceae. The record is from RefSeq and is a predicted model, not a curated record. Bases 82 to 684 code for a protein of 200 amino acids. The transcript is spliced from 4 exons.